Molecule: messenger RNA, 312 nt
Organism: Microthlaspi erraticum
Lineage: Eukaryota; Viridiplantae; Streptophyta; Magnoliopsida; Brassicales; Brassicaceae
Source: the annotation of a GenBank genome assembly
AUGCUGUUGAUGUCUAAGGAGAAAUCCGAAGAAACUGGGAAAUCUGGUGGCGAGACUUCAGGAAUAGAAGUUCUUCGUGCCGAUGACGUCGUACGGGAACCGCGACGAGUAAUGUUCCUUUUGAUCACCAUUGAAAUAAAAUCUGUGCUCAAAAGGAAGAAAAAAUUUGUGAGAUUCGCGAAACUUGGAGGAAUGACCAAGGAUCUUUCACAUAGAAGAAUCAAACGCGAGAAUCAACGAUUGAUUGAGGUCAAAAUGAAGGAAAAGAAGGGAAGACAAGGAUCGUGUGAGCUUUCAGAGCUCACGCUCUGA